Molecule: messenger RNA, 1323 nt
Organism: Candida tropicalis MYA-3404
Lineage: Eukaryota; Fungi; Ascomycota; Pichiomycetes; Serinales; Debaryomycetaceae
Exons: 1
Coding region: 1-1323 (440 amino acids)
Source: RefSeq, a predicted model, not a curated record
AUGAAAUCACUCACCCUUUUUGCUACUUUAUUAAGUUUAAUCACUCUUGUUGUUGCUGCUUCACCACCUAUGACGUCAGCUCCUGCUGUUUUUACUGAACCAACGGCCGAUUGUUCAGAUACGGUAAUUUAUGAUAAUGGUGCUACUCAUACAUUCAAAGUUUGUAGUGAAGGACAAACUGCUCCACAUGGAUGUGAAUAUAGAUCUACAUCUAUAUUAUCUCAAUCUUAUUUGACAUGUCAACCAAGUUGUAUAAUUUUACAUGGUACUGGUGCUAUUAUUUCAACAUUUACUACAAUGAAUACAUGUCCUUAUUCAAUUACAAAUACCCCUGGAUGUACAAAAACUAAUGAUCAAGUUUAUUGUCCACCAUCUGAAUAUUGUUCUACUUCUUCUACUUUAAUCAGUUAUGGAGGUGGGUUUUAUCUUGCUGGAUUAAUGGCUGUUGAAUGUAAAACUGAUAUUUGUUCAUUCACUACAUCUUCAGAUAUAGUUGGUUAUGAUUGUGCUCCAUAUACAACUUCAUUAGAUAAUGGAUGUCAAGAAAUUAUACAAAUGGAAGAUGGUUCUGUUGUAACAUCAACAAUUUGUGAAACUGAAUCCACUCCUCCACCAUCAAGUUUGAUUAAUUGUACUACUGGUUCAUAUUUCCCAUCUCAUACUAAUCCGGAUGAUUAUACUGAAUAUACCCUUUGUCCAGAUACUGUUACCUUACCAGCUGGUUGUAAAACAACUGAUUGGCCUUACUUUUCAGGUGAAGUUGCCGUAACUUGUAAUCCACCGUGUACAAUGACAGAAACAACUGGAGAAGUCACUUAUACUGUUUCAUAUAAUUAUUGUCCUACCAGCUAUGAUUCAGGUACGACUCCAGAACUAGUAUAUACCACAACUACAGAAUAUGAUGGUUCUUGUGCUACUUACGAUGGAUACAUGACAUGUCCAGACCAUUGUAUAAUAACAACUUUUAGUAGAUAUGAAGGUGCAACAUGCUUUUUGACAGAAUCACAUUCUUGUGAUCCAACUUUAAGUUGUCUGUUUGUUGGUUAUUUGGGUCCUAGUCCUUCAUUCAGUUGUGUUCAUGUUUCCACUAUGCCUCCUGUAACUCCUGUAACUUGUACUACUAAGACUUAUACUACAGUUACGACUAUUGUCAAGACUGCCACCUUUUGUGAGCCAGAAAUAAGUAUUCCACCUCGUUGUCCAACUUUAUACUCCCCAGCUACAAAUGGUCAUUAUAUUGGUACUUGUGUUAGACCUUGUCAAAGAACAUCCACAUUUGACGGUACUACAAAAGUAGUCUCUUAUUCUGUUUGUCCAUUAUAA